GUUUGAGCACAUCCAAAGUGAUGCAGGGGAAUAUGGAGCGGAUGGGGCCGCCAAAGUUCCAGGCCAUGAGCGCCUUUGCAGAGUCCCCUUCUCUGUGUCGGCGAGGCAAAAGUCUCCGAUUUGCGGCAAUUUCCUUUCCGCCACUUGGUCAAGAGAGGGCAACACACACAAGUACAAGCGGACGGAAGAGCUGAACAGGGCGCGCUCAGGACGCACAACCACGUUGGGAGACUUUGCAGCAUUAUGAAGCAGCUUCUUGCGCUGCUGGUGGCCAGCUGCGCGUUUGCCGCGCAAGGUACAGCAGAUCCAGAAUCUCUGUUACUGUAUGUAAGGACGAGGAGCUCAAUAUUUGACGAAUUCAAUUUGUUGCGGUGUUGUAUGUUUGCUACAGCGAUGGAGACGCUGGAAAUGAGCGAGGAUGUGACCUUCGACAGCGUAGUGCUCAAUGGAGAGAGCCGCAAAUUGGCAGGAGCAGCGGUAGACACGACAACGUUCCCCGAUAACUACACGCCUGGGCAGGUCAUGGCGGCGGAGGAUGAAGAACGCGCAGUCGGAGUGUGGCCUACUUCGAAGGGAAUGGUGCCGCUCACAAGACCCCGGACGGUGGGUCCUUCCACACCGUUUGACGGCGGUAUGAAGACGUACAAACGCAGUAAUGUGGCUUUUAAAUCUGGCGCUAAAAUGACCAGAGCGAACGCCGUGUUCGUCGUACAGGCUGGUGGAACUCUGAGUAACGUGAUUAUUGCUGGUGGCGGCGGUGUCUUCUGUGAGACGCACAAUUGUGCUUUGGUGAACGUGUGGUUCAAGGACUCGGUACAGAGUGCACUGCACGUCAACUCGGGCACAGGAAUCACGACCAUCACUGGCGGAGGAGCCAGAAAUGUGGCACGUCGAGUCAUCUUCGGCCAAGCCUCAGGUACUGUGGUUGUCAGUGGCGGGUUCUACAUGGUAAAUUCAGGCCGAUUGUUCGAGUCUUGCGGCACCUGUGGCCCGGUGAAGCGUGGCGUUAUCGUGGACGGUGUCGUGAGUGUGAACCCGACUGCGGAGCUCAUUCGAAUGAACUCGAACUACAAUGACCGAGGCACCAUUUCCAAGGCCACCAUUACCACGUCGAUGGCCAACUACCCUGUAUGCACGCGCUUCAUUGGCGGCGCUACCCCCAGGAAGGUCGGAAACGGAGCAGCUCCCCCCGUCUGCGCGUACUCCAAGGCUGGAGUGACGGUCAAAUAGGUUGGCGCCUUUGACGAGAGUAUUCGGUGAUCGAAAUGCUGCCUCAGCAUUUAUUGCGUUUUCGAUGUUGCAGAGAGCGAUUGCGAGCUUUCUUGUCAGCUAGAAUAGCGUGUAGUAAAAUGGAAAGACAAGCUAUUAUCUCUGUUCAGGAAGG
Messenger RNA from Phytophthora nicotianae INRA-310, 1384 nucleotides. RefSeq lists its product as hypothetical. Gene Ontology annotation, molecular function: pectate lyase activity. Gene Ontology annotation, cellular component: extracellular region. The coding region runs from base 244 to 1230 and encodes 328 amino acids. Lineage: Eukaryota; Oomycota; Peronosporomycetes; Peronosporales; Peronosporaceae. Gene Ontology annotation, biological process: pectin catabolic process. The record is from RefSeq and is a predicted model, not a curated record. The transcript has a single exon.